AUGGGUUUUCGAUCCCUCUUCCACCGAAAGAAGAAACUUUUAAAGAAAACAACAUUAUCUUCCCCAACAACUGUAACCGAACACGUAACAUUUAUCUCUCGUACUCCAUCCCUCCAAUCACAUGCCAAUUUCAGGGAGGAUUUGGAGUACGUGUUUCGUAAAUUUGAUGUUAAUAGCGAUGGUAAAAUCUCUUCUUAUGAAUUAGGAUCCAUCAUGGGAAGCUUAGGGCAACCUACAACAGAAGAAGAACUCGAUAAUAUGAUCCGCGAGGUUGAUGCUGAUGGAGACGGUCACAUCAACCUCGAGGAGUUUAUCGAAUUAAACACAAAAGACAUUGAUUCCAAUGAGAUUUUAGAAAAUCUCAAAGAUGCUUUUUCUGUUUUUGAUAUUGAUAAAAAUGGUUCUAUAUCGGCCGAGGAAUUGCACAAUGUUAUGGUUAGCCUCGGAGAUCAAUGCUCCCUCAUUGAGUGUCAAAAGAUGAUAGGUGGUGUUGAUAGUGAUGGCAAUGGAAUGAUUGAAUUUGAAGAGUUUAAAAAAAUGAUGUUGGGCUCCACAUUCGGAUCUAUGGAAAGAAAUAAUAGGGAAACAUGA
Molecule: messenger RNA, 591 nt
Organism: Vicia faba (fava bean)
Lineage: Eukaryota; Viridiplantae; Streptophyta; Magnoliopsida; Fabales; Fabaceae
Source: the annotation of a GenBank genome assembly